This is a messenger RNA of Nezara viridula (southern green stink bug), 1588 nucleotides long. Lineage: Eukaryota; Metazoa; Arthropoda; Insecta; Hemiptera; Pentatomidae. The record is from the annotation of a GenBank genome assembly.
GGGACGAGCAGUCAGUCGGCUCCCAGCUGUCGGUGAGUGGCGUGGAAAAUCUCUCGUGUCCCGCUAGAGCGCUGUACGCUGUAAGUCCACAUUAAACUCCCAAUACAAUGAAGCCCAAAGUCGUCAGCUCAACAUUGGACAAGUAUGAAGGCAAGGGGUUCAUAGAAGACCUCAAGGAAACAGCGAAACUGCAGGAGGCUGAAGAGAAGAGGAAUGAAUGCAGCGGAAAAGUUCAAGACGUGUUGACCGGCCAGCCGCUGGCUCUCCUCUCUUAUCAUGAAGCUCCUGCAUACCUCCAGUUCAAUCCUUACAUUAGGCAUGGCUAUAGAGGUUUUUUGUCGACUAAGAUGUGCUUUGAGAGCAUGUUCUGGUUGACAAACGAGACCGUAAAUAUAUGGUCUCAUAUAUUCGGUUGGAUGUUGUUUCUCGGAUUGACGCUUUAUGAUCUCUGCUUACUGAACAUUCAUGCUUCCUUCACGGAUAAAUUUAUUGUUGGACUACUGCUCGCAUGUUUUCAAAUAUGCAUGUUGAUGUCUGCGUUGUAUCAUAUUUUCUCUUGUCGCUCCGAAGAGCACUUCAACUGUUUUCUAUCUUUUGAUCUCUUAGGGAUUGCUCUAAGCAUGCUUGGUAUUUAUAUGACGGGAGUUUAUUACGCUUAUUGGUGUCACAAGGGUUGGCAAACAUUUUACCUUAGUACUGUGUUAACUAUAUUUUUGAUAGCAAUGUUGUUACAAGUUCCUAAAUUCAAUGUUGAUUCAAAUAUUAAGUUAUUCACGUUUGUCGGAUGGGCUGCUUAUGGAGUUGUUCCAUCCUGUCAUUGGACCAUAAUGAUGGGAGGUCUUGAAAAUCCUAUUGUAUCGCUGCUCCUGCCGAGGGUAGUUAUGAUGUACAUCAUCAUAGGAAUGGCAUUUACAAUAUAUAUUACUAAAAUUCCAGAAAGGUUCUUUACAGGUAAAGUAGACUACAUUGGUUCGUCUCACCAAUGGUGGCAUUUCUUUGUGGUACUCGCACUCUACUACUGGCACAACACUGGUAUUAAAUACAUAGAAUAUCGAAUGAACCAUGGAUGUUCUUUCGACCUCUCAACGUGACCUCAAGAAAAGUGGUUAUAUGUGUAUUUAUUUGGGACAAUUGUAUAAUUUAUAGAAAUUGAUAUUUUACAGUUCACCGGUGUAUCAAGCACCUGAGCCGGAAGUAUAAGAAAAUAUUUCCUAAACAUUUUAAAAAUGUCCAAAAACUUAAUAAUUUAGUUUUAAUUUCAUUAAAAGUAGCCAUUCAGUAUCUUAUACCUUUAGCUUUGUUGAUACACGCUGGAAUGGUAUUUUUAUGAAAAACGGGUGGCUAGAGUGUUAUUAGGAUUUAUUUAUCUAUUGUAAUUAUGAAUACAUAGUUUAAAAUUUAUAAUUCCUCUUCUAUGCAUGCGAUGAUUCAUUAUAUAAGAAGAAAAAUCCUAAUUUUUUUACUCAAGCAAUAAUAAAAUUACAUCUAACAAAAACUGUAAUUUAGAGAAAUACAGUGAAGCCUCAAUUAACCAAGUGUGUAUUAUUUAUAAAACAUGGUAAAUAGAAUGGAAAUUAUCAAAACAAUU